AACUCCCAGGCCGGCCGGGUCACGCUAUACAUCCUGGACCGAGGCAGGGCGCAGCAGCUAGAUAUCGCCUGGGAAUCAUGGAGGCCGGCGCCGGAGGAGGGAACUGCGCGGGCGUCGUGGCCGUCGCGGCGGUGUCGGCCGCGGUCACGCUCGCCACCGUGCGGCUCUACCACGGCCUCGAGUCGGACUUCAGGCGGAAGAUCCAGCUCCAGCUCCAGCAUAGACAUAGUGGCCAGCCGAGGUGCGUGAGACCGGCGACGGCGGCCAAGAAGAAGGUGCGGUUCGCGGAGUACGACGUGGUGCUGGAGCCGUGCUCCAACAACGAGGAGCACCGGAGUCUCCGGAGGCAGAGGCCCACGGCGGGCGCUGCUGGGGGUGGCCAGAGUCACCUGCAUGCACACGCUCAGUUUUCGUUUUGAUUUGUCUUUUUAUUUUUCUACCAAACCCCUAUACCUUUGCUGUUUUGCUUAGGAUCCAGACGCACCCCAAGAAGCGAAGCGCUGUAAAUAAUUUAUCUUAGGCAAUCCACCAUCUGGUAGUGAAAAGCUGACAACAAAUUACUACGGAGUAUUUGCAGUUUUGAAUCAUAA
Molecule: messenger RNA, 590 nt
Organism: Brachypodium distachyon (stiff brome)
Lineage: Eukaryota; Viridiplantae; Streptophyta; Magnoliopsida; Poales; Poaceae
Exons: 2
Coding region: 78-419 (113 amino acids)
Source: RefSeq, a predicted model, not a curated record